AUGAGUUACGGCGGCAUGAACCAGCAACGUGGUGGAAUACCGAACAGUGGCCGUGGCUUUCAGCAGGCUGGUCCUGACACGCGCAAUGGCUCCCUCGGGAGCCUGCCCGGGCACACAAGCGACAGUGCUUUGAGCAACCAAGAUCGGGCUGCUCGUUUCGAAGAUGAAAAGAAAAGGAUCAUUGAGAGUUGCUUCGCCAAACGAGACCCAGAUGGCACCAACCUCGAGUCGUAUAUAACACAUGUACGCGUCGCCGAAGAUGCCAUGUACCCGUCCUCGCCAGCUCCUGCCAAUUCGCCUGCCGCAAACAAGAAGAACAGAAUCAUUCUGGUGGCUGUACGGCGCUCGGGCAAGGUUAGAGUCCACAAAGCCCGCGAGAAUCCCAAUGGCUCUUUCUCCAUCGGCAAGACCUGGAAUCUUGAUGAGCUGUCCGCCAUCCAGUCCUACACUGCAUUCAACCCAAGUACAAAUCAGGAGAGUAUGGAGAAACAAUGGGCUGGCACUACCGGUUUUCUGGUCACGUUGGGCAAACCAUACUAUUGGCAAGCGUCUACGGCGAAAGAGAAGGACUUCUUCAUUGCAAGCUUGACCAAGAUCUUUCGAAAGUAUACCGGCGGACGUGCACCACAGCUGAUAGGUUUUGCGCCUCAGGAGAUGGACAUGCUCACAGCCAGCACCCCGGGCAACACACCAGCCAUGGGCGGCGUUUCACCUAACCUAAACGCCGGUGGUCUGCCUUCACCUGUGCCCACCCCUCCGUCGAUGCCAGCUGCGAUGUCUCCUCGCCCGCAGUCGCCCUUAGCUCUCCGAGCACCAGCUCGGCCCAACCAACAGCCGGAUCCUCCACAGAAUCGUCCGUACAAUCGUACCAAUGUCCGGCCUGAAACACGCGAGGGCCAACGAAUGCCUUCCGAAGAGCCCACGCGUUCACCGGCACGCUUCCCAGCUAAGAUCGAGUCGACCGAGGAUCUUAGAAAGCGUUCCUUGGGCGAUAAGUCUGCCUCGUCAGGGACCUGGGGCUCCCUGUCAGAUAUGCCACAACCUCUGCGACCUUCGGCGAGCCCCAAACCAUCGGUAUCGUCUACUCAACCGAGCGAGAGUAUAUCAGAGUUGCCUGCAAAUAGACAGAAUGGCGUGCCAAAGAAUGCCAUGGCUCAAUAUGGUCCCGGUGGGCGCAACUUCUCGUUUUCGAAGAGCCAGGAAUCCGUAGCAGCCGCAAGCGACUACUCAAACCCAUCCAGACCAUCUACAGCUGCCGAGAGGAAGCCCACAGAACCCGUCCCUCCUGUCCCUCCAAUAAAUGAUCCGCCUCCGGACCGAUUGCGUCCACAGAUAGGCAGCAAUAGGGAGGCCGCUAGAAGCGAGAAGUCCCUACAGAGUCCGUCGGCCAGCCAGUUCGUUACACCCGCUGCAAGUCCGGGUGCCACGAGAAAUGAAAGCCGCAAUGAUGAGCCCGAGCCCCUCAAGCUCUCGAAAGGUAUCACCACUCAGGCUAAGCAGUCAACAGAGCCUAAGGAGUAUUUUGACACCAAAGCCGCCAGCGACACGAAGGGCAACGAUGCAGUCAUGCAGGGUCCUCCAGAUCUGCCAGCCGAGCACAUUCUGUCAGAGUCUCCGUUGACGCCUGUCGGAGACAAUGUCGUUGCCUCGCCAGACAGCGUGAAAGCUCCGGAGAGCGAGCUGUCGACGAAGAAAGAAAAGGAAGAGGAGUAUCGACCAGGACUUGGACCAAUGAUGAAGAAGAAGUCUGCUAAGGAUAUUGCCAAUCAAUUUCGGAAAGCCGCGCUGGCGGCAAGUGCUUUCCAGCCACGGCAGGGCGGCGCUGGCGCACGGCUGAAAGCGAUGCAAGACAAGAACUCAAACGAGCCCGAUGGCAUCACCAGCGUCGUCCCAGCUCCUCUACUAAGAGGCAUGAGCACGGACAGCGUUGCCAGUGACAAGCCGAGCAUCACCAGUCCUCCCCCAGAGAAAGACAAGGACAGGCCCCGGACGCCGCUGGCUAGUGCUUUCCUACCAAAAGUGCAGCUUCAAAGGACCGCAACAGAUAACAGCGUCAAGGCGCCCACCGAGACACCAAGACCUGUAGAUGAGCCGCAAGAACUGACGAAACUCGAACCCUCAGAGCCUGUCAGAUCUGGCUCGCCCGAACGAAAGAAGCGGCAAAAGCUUGAGAUCGAGGUCGGAAAGUAUUGCGCCAUUCUUGGAGUCGAUCCUCGGGUCAUGGAAGGUCGCGGCGCCGAUUUCAAUGAGAUUUUAACAGAGUUUGGCUGGGAGGGCCGCCUAUCUGAAAAGCAGAAGAUCGAGAACUUCGAGUCUGCCAUUAGACGCGAGAAUGGUCGCGCUCAGGCGGCUGGGUGGCUCGGUCAUAUUGAGCAGCAGGAGGUCAAAGUCGCUGACUUGUCCAGAGCCUUUGACAAAGCGAUAGCAGAGUGUGAAGAGAUGGACGGACUGCUCACGCUCUACUCUCACGAGCUUGAUACCUUGGCCGAAGACAUCGAGUAUAUCGAGGCUCAGUCACAAGGUCUACAAGUGCAGACAGCGAACCAGAAACUGCUGCAGUCGGAACUCCAGGGUCUACUCAAGACCCUCACCAUAUCAUCGUCGGACCUCCGUGCAUUGCAAAGCGCACCGCUUGACUCUGCAGACGGCGUUCAGUCAAUCGAAAUGUCUUUGCUCACGCUUUACCGAGCGCUGUUGACAAUCGAUCCAGAGAUCCGGCAAAACAAAACGAGAAAGGCAGCAUCAACUUGCAACGAACGAAGCGGCGUCGGUGUCUACGCAGAUCAAGAAAUUGGACAGAUGCGAGCUGUCACGCAGAAGAAGGAAGAGUAUCGAGAAGAAACACUUCAGUUCUUGCGAAGAUUCAAUCAGCACAUGACUGCAAUGUUCAAGCAAACUGAGCAAAGGACCAGCGAAGACAAUUCUCGCAGUCUCGCAUCAGUCUCAUCCUCAUCGUUACUACUGCCGAGUCUGCAGUCCUCUCGCCAGGAGCUUUGGUCUUACAGCCCAAUCAUGCUAUUUGUACGGGAGGUCAAUAGCUACGAAUGGUCGACCCUGAUAUCAAGGUACGAGAUCAAUAUCAAGAACGCCUACGUGGACAAUUUCCGCGAGUACAUCAGCCAUAACAAGAAGAAAGCCAGUAAGCCUGCCGGUGAAGAGCUUGAGGCGUUAUUCACCCACCAGGAAAAAGACAAAGGGGAAGAAUCCAUGACAUCUACUGCUGCAAGAAAGCUGACAGUCAAGCGUGGCAAGACUGUCAAAGCUGGUGGACUUCGACGAACCUUCGAUCGACGCGACGGGAAACCCGAUGCAUGGGAGAUCUUUGAUUCUGUGCUGCAAGAGCAGGCAAAGGUAGUUGCCGAGGAACAGAACUUCAUCGUUCACUUCUUCCAUCUCACUUCUCAGACCAGUGUCGACUGGCUGGAUAACCUUGGCUCGAAAACUUCUGCACAGCGGAGCCUGCCAAACCUAUCCACACAGCUGCCCUACGAUGCAGAUCGCGACAUGGCCAAACAAGUCCAGAACACAGUCGAGGGCAUCUACUCAUUCUGGACUCCAGAACUGGAACAAUUGACGGACUGGGCCGUGGGCGUUCUAUGCGCGCUCGAACGCACUCUCGCUACCUACGAAGAGACCAACCAAGAAUACAUGACUCGCGCUCUGCGGGGACUCCACGACCGUUUGGCUGGCCUCUUCCAAAAGUUCAUCGACGAGCAGGUCAAAGCCAUCGAGGAGACCAAAGUCAAGGUCAGCAAGCGAAAAGGCAUCAUCCCGUUCAUGCGCACCUUCCCAAUCUUCAGCUCCAUCGUCGAAGGUAUGAUCCCACAAGAGUUUUACCACAACGAGUCCCUAGAACUUCGCUUCAUCCUGAACGACGCCUACUCCCGCAUCCUAAAGGCAAUGUGGGAAUCUCUCAGCUUCAUCGCCAAAGACAACCCCGCCAGCGGCACCUCUACCGGCGUCGCGAGCACUACAGCCCCUGCUGCCGGCUCAGGUGACCCCGAAGACAAAGAAGCCCUGAACUACCACAUCCUCCUGAUCGAGAACAUGAACCACUACCUCGAAGAAGUCCAGGUCCACGACAACAUGAUUCUCCGCGACUGGCGCGACCGCGCCGAAAAGGACAUGUACAAGCACCUCAGCCAGUAUGUCGACGCGGUCAUCCGUCGGCCGAUGGGCAAGUGGCUCGACUUCUUAGAGAGUACUGAGGCACUCCUCAAGACCAACGAGGGCAACCCAACCGUGAUUGCCAACAAGCCAAGUCACAGUCGGAGCAGCGCGAAGAAGGUGCUGAGCAGCUAUGAUGCGAAGGAGGUGAGGAAGGGCGUGGAGACGUUGAAGAAGAGUGCGGACAGUAGGAAGGGGUUGAUUAGUAGGGUGCUGGAGGAGUGCAACAUACGGUAUGAUCAUGCGUGGGAUCGAAUGGAUGUUAUUGUGCGGCAGGUCUAUGAGGGGAAUCUGGAGAUUGAGUGGAAGAAGGCGGAGGUUGGGGCGUUGUUCAAACGGUAG
Molecule: messenger RNA, 4509 nt
Organism: Cyphellophora attinorum
Lineage: Eukaryota; Fungi; Ascomycota; Eurotiomycetes; Chaetothyriales; Cyphellophoraceae
Product: Exocyst complex component SEC3
Exons: 3
Coding region: 1-4509 (1502 amino acids)
Biological process (GO): exocytosis; Golgi to plasma membrane transport
Cellular component (GO): exocyst; plasma membrane
Molecular function (GO): phosphatidylinositol-4,5-bisphosphate binding
Source: RefSeq, a predicted model, not a curated record